This is a messenger RNA of Chanos chanos (milkfish), 1872 nucleotides long. RefSeq names its product calcium channel, voltage-dependent, beta 2b (gene cacnb2b). Gene Ontology annotation, cellular component: voltage-gated calcium channel complex. Gene Ontology annotation, biological process: calcium ion transmembrane transport. Lineage: Eukaryota; Metazoa; Chordata; Actinopteri; Gonorynchiformes; Chanidae. The coding region runs from base 1 to 1872 and encodes 623 amino acids. Gene Ontology annotation, molecular function: voltage-gated calcium channel activity; protein binding. The transcript is spliced from 14 exons. The record is from RefSeq and is a predicted model, not a curated record.
AUGCCGCCCAAGAAAAAGGGUUCGGCGGACCGUCAGGACUCAGGUGCUAUUGAGGAGAAAGAGAAGAAUGCUCAGGUGCAACUGGAGAAGGCCAAGUUUAAACCUGUGGCAUUUGCUGUGCGCACAAACUUCACCUACACUCCUGCCGAUGACGAUAAUGUUCCUAUGCCAGGGCAUGGUGUUUCCUUUGAGGCAAAAGACUUCCUGCACAUCAAAGAGAAGUUUAAUAAUGACUGGUGGAUUGGGCGGCCAGUGAAGGAGGGAGGAGAGGUGGGUUUUAUCCCCAGCCCCGUGAACCUGGAGACCAUCCUGAUCAGGAGAGAGGUGCAGGCCCGCAAGGCUGCCAAAGCCCUAGCCAAUAAAGCAGCAAGUGCUGCUCAGAAUAAUGAUUUGAAUUCAAAGAAAGCUGCCCCUCCUCCUACAGUUCAACAGGUGAAGAAGAAAUCGGGGGAACAGUUAGCUGCAUAUGACGUUGUGCCUUCAAUGCGUCCUGUUGUGCUGAUUGGGCCUUCACUCAAGGGCUAUGAGGUUACAGACAUGAUGCAAAAAGCUCUCUUUGACUUUUUAAAACACAGAUUUGAGGGGAGAAUAACCAUCACUCGGGUCACGGCUGACAUCGCUCUUGCAAAGCGUUCUAUAUUAAACAACCCGGGCAAGCAUGCCAUAAUGGAUCGCUCCAACACCCGCUCCAGCCUGGAUGCUGCUGCCCAGAUCCAGGGGGAAGUCGAGCGGAUCUUUGAACUGGCCCGUAGCCUACAGCUGGUUGUUCUAGAUGCGGACACCAUAAACCACCCACUCCAGCUCAGCAAGACCUCCCUUGCACCAAUUCUGGUCUACGUCAAGAUCUCGUCCCCCAAAGUCCUAGCAAGACUGAUCAAGACAAGGGGAAAGUCUCAGACCAAACAUCUCAAUGUCCAAAUGGUGGCUGCAGACAAACUGGCCCAAUGUCCCAAUGAGAUAUUUGAUGUCAUCUUGGAUGAGAACCAGUUGUCGGAUGCCUGUGAGCACAUUGCUGAUUACCUGGAGGCCUACUGGAGGGCCACCCACCCCCCUGAGAUGGAGCCUGUCAAUCCCAUGUUGGAAAAACUGGCAGAAAACACACUACCCACCAGUCCUACACCUGCAAAAGUACCAGCUCCUGCAAAGGAUGAACACAAGAACAAAAGGAUGGCAGCGACGAAGAGGAAAGGUUCUCAGGAGAACCAGGAGGAGGACGAGGAGGAGGAGGAAGAGGAGGAGUUCUCUGAGCUCCAGGAACAGAGGGAUGAGGAGGUUGAGAGGGAGGAAGAAGAGAGACUCCUGAGGAUUGAGCCAAAAAGACCACAACACGCUCACCACCAUCACCAUCAUCACCACCGCUCUAAUAGGACUGAGCACCAGAACCACCAACACCACCACUCCCACCAGCAGCCUGUCGACAUGGAGAUGCUUCCCAGUAAGGACUCGAUGUACGAGGAACCACGUCGCAGACGCGUGCUCCUGGACGAGGAAGAGCCAGACACGGACGUCUACCAUAGGACUGCUGGUCACAGAGACCACAACCAUCACCAUCACAAUCACCAUCACCACCAUCACCACCAUCAUCAUCACCGUGGCAACACUGACGUUCAGGCAGAUGUCCCGCACCGCGGACGGGACUACGAGCUAGAGCACAACGAACGCAACAGGCAACACCGGCACCAGAACCAGCUCCGGUCGGACUACGUCCACCACUACACCCACACUCAUCAUAGUCAGCACCACUACCAAGGCAGAGAGCGAGACAGGUACAGAGACAGAGACAGGGACAGAGAGAGAGACAGGGAACACGAGAGGGACGGCAGACGGUGCGAGCCUGAGAAUUGGCACAGAGAUGUGUACAUUCACCGGUGA